Chlamydomonas reinhardtii is the source of this 4554-nucleotide messenger RNA. RefSeq lists its product as uncharacterized. Bases 184 to 4122 code for a protein of 1312 amino acids. Gene Ontology annotation, cellular component: cytoplasm. The record is from RefSeq and is a predicted model, not a curated record. Lineage: Eukaryota; Viridiplantae; Chlorophyta; Chlorophyceae; Chlamydomonadales; Chlamydomonadaceae. The transcript is spliced from 20 exons.
CGCAUAACAUAUCCCUGAAGCACCGCGACACGCGGCUUCACCAUGCUAGCACGCGACAUAACAAACUCACCAUCGAGCCCUUGACCGCUCUCGCUGCUUCCAAUCUACAACUCAAUGGCUUUCGAAUUUGGCGGUGCCUCGCAGUCCUGGACACAUGCCCUGGCGCCGCUGGCCUCGGUCGGGAUGCUGCCGAUGCCCUACCCGCCGCUCCUGCUCCUCGGCGACGCCCUGAGACGCGCCGUAAGCUCGGCAGUUGCAGCCCCCUCCUCAGCAUCUGGCGCGACAACUAGCACUGUCGACGUCUUCCCGGCGGCAGAGCUGUUCACCGCGGUGGAGCACGUCCUGCUUUCUGCCUCCCGGGCAAAGGCGGCCGCCGCUGCCGCAACUGGCGCGCCGCUGCCGUCGAUGCUGCCGGACUGGGUCGCGCCCGCGUGCCUGCUCCUGGCUGCCCUGGCGAUGGACCACCACGUGCGCCUGCACAGCGCCCGGGCCUGGGACCGGCGGCAGCAGGGGUUUCCACCCGCAUGGCAGCUGCAGCAGGCUCUGCAGGGGCUGCAGCAGGGGCUACAGGCCGCCAGCGGGGGCGGCUGCGUCACCACACAGCAGCAGCAAAGCCUCACCGACACGGCCACGGCCACAGCAAUGCUUAGUGCCCUGGGCCUCGGCGGCGCGUCAGAGGCUGCGGCUGCGGCGGGCAGCAGCAGCAGCGGCGGCAGAGCAGGAGCUGGGGAUGGGGUCAGUAGCAGUGGUGGUGGUGGUGGUGGUGGUGGUGGCGGGGAGGAUGAGGACGACAGCGGCGGCGACGAGUACGACGAUGAUGACACGACUGAGGCCGCGGAGGAGGGCGAGGCCGAGGAGAGCGAGGGCGGGGAGGGAGAGGGUGGGGCGGGAGGGGAUGCCAUGGAGUAUCAGACGGAGCUGCGUGCUUUGGAGGCGCGCCUUGAGGUUGCGGUCCCCCGGGCGCGGGCAGAGAUGCUGGUGGCGGCGCUGGGUGAAGCCGCGGACAUGGUGCCGGUCCUGCAGCCGCUGAUGUCCAAGCACACACCGGCCGAGGUCAUCCGGGCGCUGGUUUGGACGCACGAGGCGGUGCGGAACGGCGACGUGAAGCGCGCGGACGGCACCGGCAACAAGGCCCUGGGGGGCAUUUUCUUUCGACAGCUCAAACGCCUCAAGGCGGAGGCAGGCCUGCAGGCGGCGGCGGCGGCGGCCGUACGGCGGGCACCGCCGCCCCUGCUCCGGGCUUACCAGGCUGAGGCGGUGGGCAAGCCGCCGGUGCUGUUGCUGGUGGUGGUGGUGGUGCUGCUGCUGCGAGUGGUGGUGCUAGUGGGGCGGCGGCUGGCACCGCAGCGGCACUACGCGGCGCUGGCGGCGGGGUGGCGGGGCAACUGGUUGGUGGUGUCGCCCACAGGCUCCGGCAAGACACGCAUGAUCGCAGAGGUCAUACGGUCGUGCAUGGAGCACGUGCGCGGCCAGCAGCACCCACAGUGCCGCCGCCCCGGUGGCAGCGGCGGCGGCGGCGGCGGCGGCCGCGGCGCCCUGGUGGUGGUGCUGGUGCCGCAGACGGUGCUGACCACACAGCACGUGGCGGAGUUCCGGACGGUGCUACAGCCGCCGCUACUGCCACCUGCCGAACUCGCUGGGCGGCAGCAGCAGCAGCUACAGCUGCCGCUGCUGGCGGCGCACUCCGGCGACCACCCGCUGACGUGGAGCAAGUGGGCGAGUUACCUGGCCGCUACCGGGCGUUGCAGCCGCAGCGACAGCAUGGGCGGCAGUAGCAGCGCCAGCGCCAGCGCCAGCGCCAGCGGCAGUAGCAGUAGCAGCAGUAGCAGCUUGGACACCGGGGCAAUGAGCGGGAGCAGCAGCGACAGCAGUGGCAGCAUCAGCAGUGGCAGUAGCGGCAGUGGCAGUAGCGGCAGUAGUGGAACAGGCGGGGCCGCUGCCGCAGCUGGUGGCGGCGGCGACGGCGGUGUGCGGGAUGUGGUGCUGGUGGUGAUGGGAAAGAUGUUUCAGGACCUGUUGCAGGUGGACGCGAGCUGCAUGCAGCACCUGGACCUGCUGGUUCUGGACGAGGCCCACCACAGCAAGAAGUGCCACCCCUACGCCGAGGUCAUGCGCCACUACAACGUGCACGGCGGCGGCGGCGGCUGUGAUGGUGGCGGCGGCGGCUGUGGCGGCGGAUGUGAUGGUGGCGGCGGCGGCUGUCGCGGCGGCUGUGGCGGCGGCGGCGGCAUGCCUAUGCCACGUGUGCUUGCGGUGACGGCUUCCCCAGCCAGCCACCGGGAACCCGACGCGCUGCGAGAGAAGAUGGCCAAGCUCCUGAGCAAGCUGGGGGCCGCCAUUCACGUGGUGCCGGUGGUGAAGGCCGCCGCCGCCCAGCAGACGGCGGCGGCGGCGGCGGCGGUGCCGGCGGGGGUUCAGCCGCAGCAGGCGGUGGCAGCGGCGGCGGCGAGCCACGGCCCUCAGCAGCAGCAGCAGCAGCAGCAGCAGCAGCAGCAGCAGCAGGCGGCGCCGCCGCCGCCGCACCUGCAGACGGCGGCGCUGGCGGCGGCGCUGCCGCCCGGGACACGGCAGGUGGCGAUGCGGGACGUGGACGUGGCGCUGAUUAAGCAACUGCAGGGAUGUGCGAUCAGCACCACAAUUGACCUAGCGGAGGCCGUGGCGGAGCUGGAGCCGGUCGGUGCCUGCGCAGAGGCGGAGGUGCAGGCCCUGGAGGAGAAGCUCUGGCAUGCCGCGGAGGUCACCCUGCAGCGGCAGGAGCAGCAGCCGGCGGGGGCCCCGCUGACCACGCUGCUCAAUGACAUUGGCGAGGUCGUCGGCGAGCGCGGUGCCGCGCGGCGGCUGGCGGAGCGCUACAGCUGCCCCCGCCUGGGCCGGGCCUGCCGCCUGCUGGACGGCCUCCGCAAGGCCGUGGAGUUUGCGGAGGACGCGGGGAUGGAGGCCUGCCUGCCACACCUGGCGGUCAAGGCAGCACGACUGGCGGCGGAGGAGGCGGCGGAGCUGGCGGCGGAGGCGGCGGCGGCAGCGGCGGGGCUGGAGGGGCCGCCGCCGCCGGUGUUGCGUAGUGAUGGUGGUGCUGCUGCUGCGCCGGGGAUGCUGGGUGGCGGCGGCGGUGAAGAUGGAGGCGGCGCUUUCCUGGCGCAGUUGCGGGCGGAGGCGGAGGGCCUGCAGCUGCCUAGCGGGGCAGAGGUGGCUGCACAGCUGGCGGCGGCGCGGGCGGCGGCGGAGGGGCCGCAGCCCGGGAACAGCUGCAACGACGUCAAGCUGCGCGUGUCGGGCAUUGCACGUGCGCUGCUGGUUGACGGCAGCGGCGCGGACGCAGCCGGUGGUGGCGGCGGCAGCGGCUGCAUGCUGCUACAGCCGUUCAACCGCAUGCUACCGCCGCCGCAAGCUGCCGCCGCCGCACUGCAGCUGGUGCGCGGCUGCUUCACGUCCGGCGUACUGCAGGAGGCGACGUUCCCCAAGUACUGGACCCUUAUGGAGUUCCUGCAGCGCUACGGACCCGGCAGCAAGGUGCCAUCAGCAGCGGCCGCUGGCGGCAGUGGCAGCAGCGGCGGCGGCGGGGACUGCUUCCGUGGCAUCAUCUUUGUGCGGACCCGGCAGACGGUAUUCCACCUGUCUGACAUGAUCCGCCGUACACAGCAGCUGACACAUGUAGAGGCGUUCCCCAUGAUCGGUCGCGGCAACACCGCUGGCAAGCGGCCUCCGCAGCCGCUUCAGCCGUCUCAGCAGUGGCAGCAGGGCGGCGGCGGCAGUUCACUGCUGCCGCCUCCACCACCACUGCUGUCCCAGCAGCAGGACCGGCACACUCGCGGAAUGGGGGACGGGGACAAGGAGGCCGUGCUGCGCUGGUUCAGGGCUCCGGGCGGCGGCGGCGUGAGCUGCAAGGUCCUGAUCGCCACGUCCGUGGCCGAGGAGGGGCUGGACGUGCCCAGCUGCGAGUUCGUGCUACGCUACAACUCCGCCGCCACUGGCAUCCAGCUCACACAGAGCCAGGGCCGCGCGCGCAAGUUCGAGGUGGCAACCUUCGUGACCAUCCUGCAGGACGGAUCCCUGGACGCGCACCUGGACUCCAAGUCGCGCGACGAGCAGCGCGUGAUGGACGAGUACCUGCGGAUGGUAUAGAAGCCGGGGCCAGACAUACAGCUAGCUAGUUAGCAUGGCGUAAGCGGCAGCUGAGGAGCUCCGGAUCCACCGAUAGAAAAGUAAAGGGGCAGGCAGCUAGCGAGCUCUGAUGCAAGCGCAAGCGAGUGGCCCGCAGGUGCCCGAUCGUGUGCCCGAUGCACGGUGCACGAGGGCUUUUGGUUGUGAUGCAGGCAGCGCAAGCGUGGGAUGGAGGGAGAAUGCGCGUGUAGUGAGAGCCAAAGCAUUUGUGCACAGUGAACGGGUGAUGACAUACAGUGUAGAUGGUAAACGUAAGGUUGCGAUAUUACAAAGAAGGGGCAGUCCGACCAACCAAGCAAGGGUGCCCAGCACCCAGGUCAAGAGGGACCAUCUCCGGCCCGAAGGGAAACCACCCUCCCCCCAGUUGGCUACCGACCUUCCACAACCGUGCAA